Diaporthe batatas is the source of this 693-nucleotide messenger RNA. RefSeq names its product exosome non-catalytic core subunit CSL4. Gene Ontology annotation, molecular function: RNA binding. The transcript has 2 exons. Gene Ontology annotation, cellular component: cytoplasm; nuclear exosome (RNase complex). Gene Ontology annotation, biological process: RNA processing. The record is from RefSeq and is a predicted model, not a curated record. Bases 1 to 693 code for a protein of 230 amino acids. Lineage: Eukaryota; Fungi; Ascomycota; Sordariomycetes; Diaporthales; Diaporthaceae.
AUGGCUGCAACGACACUUGCAAUCCCAGGCCAGCUCCUCGGCCCAGCCUCAAAGUACAAGCCCGGCGCCGGCGUGCACCUCUACGAGUCGAACCUGUACAGCUCCCUCCUCGGCGACAUCACAAUCACCCAGCCCGCCUCCCAGUCCUCAGCAUCCUCCACAUCCGCCCAGGGGCCCACGAAGCGCAUCUCGAGGAUCACCCAGAACCUGCCGUCGCGGGCAGCAGCCGCCCCGUCCGAGCUGCCCACCAUAUCAGUGUCGCGCGGGGCCGCCGCCGCCGCCGCCGGCCAGCAGAAGCAGAAGCAGCGCGAGGUCCUCCCGCAGGUCGGAAACACCGUCCUGUGCCGCGUCACGCGCAUCACCCCGCGCCAGGCCGUCGUCGCCAUCCUGGUCUGCGGCGACACCGUCCUCGGCGCCGAGUGGCAGGGCGUCAUCCGCGUCCAGGACGUGCGCGCCACCGAGAAGGACCGCGUCAAGGUCUACGAGAGCUUCAGGCCCGGUGAUAUCGUGCGCGCGUCGGUCAUAUCCCUAGGUGAUCAGGCAAACUACUACCUCUCCACCGCGAGCAACGAGCUCGGCGUCAUCAUGGCCGUCAGCGAGGCUGGCAAUGCUAUGUACCCCGUCACGUGGAAGGAGUACAAGGACCCGGAAACUGGCCUGAGCGAGAGCCGAAAGGUCGCGAAGCCCUUCUAA